AUGGCUUAUCUCAUUAAAUUUGAGAUUGAGAGAAUCAGAGAGAGUGUUGCAUUUUGGUCUGCAUCACCAAAGAGGGAGCAAAAUUUUGUGACAUCAGCAGAACAGUUGGGAAUAACAUACUCAAAGAAGUUGAUACUUGACUGCAAGACACGGUGGAACUCUACAUUCUUGAUGUUGAGUGUUGCUAUAAGCUACAAAGAGGUUUUCGAUCAGGUAAAGACAAGAGACUCGAAGUAUACAUGUUUUCCUACAGAAAAGGAUUGGGAGUUGGCUAGUGAGAUUUGUGAAAGAUUACAACUUUUUUAUGAGGUGACUGUUAUGUUCUCUGGUUCAAAGUAUCCUACAGCUAAUGUUUUCUUUCCUUUGAUAUGUGAGAUUGGGUAUUCUUUGCGUGAGUGGACGAAAUCUCCUAUUGAGGAGAUUAAGAUGAUGGCUGACCAAAUGGUUUCUAAGUUCAAUAAGUAUUGGUCUGUAAUUCAUGGGGUAAUGGGAAUGGCAGCGGUUUUAGAUCCACGAUACAAAUUAAAGUUUGUGGAGUUACUUUUUCCUGUACUUUAUGGAGAAGAAAAGGCAAAGAUUGAAUUUCAAAAUUUGGAGGCGUUUGUCCAAACUUUGUUUCAAGAGUACGUGUCAAGUAAUGCAUCUAAAAAAAGGAAGAGUGAAGGUAUUAUAUUCUUCUUAUUGUUUGUAUAA
Messenger RNA from Lactuca sativa (garden lettuce), 693 nucleotides. RefSeq names its product zinc finger BED domain-containing protein RICESLEEPER 2-like. Gene Ontology annotation, molecular function: DNA binding. Lineage: Eukaryota; Viridiplantae; Streptophyta; Magnoliopsida; Asterales; Asteraceae. The record is from RefSeq and is a predicted model, not a curated record.